Exophiala bonariae is the source of this 1470-nucleotide messenger RNA. RefSeq lists its product as uncharacterized. The coding region runs from base 1 to 1470 and encodes 489 amino acids. The record is from RefSeq and is a predicted model, not a curated record. Lineage: Eukaryota; Fungi; Ascomycota; Eurotiomycetes; Chaetothyriales; Herpotrichiellaceae. Gene Ontology annotation, molecular function: aldehyde dehydrogenase (NAD+) activity. The transcript has 2 exons.
AUGCCUGACUCUGCAGGAAAACCAUCUAAUAUCGAGACUCGCCUCUUCAUCAACGGUGACUUUGUGCCAUCAAUCUCUGGCCAAACAUUCGACGUUAUCAACCCCGCCACAGAGCAACUUGCAGCCUCUGUGUAUGAGGCUUCGCCGGAGGACGUUGAUCGGGCUGUCAAAGCUGCAAAAGAUGCAUUCCCAGCCUGGGCUGCCCUCGAUGCCAGUAAAAGAGGCGAUUUCAUCCUGAAAUUGGCAGAAGCAAUCGAACAGAAUCUUGAAGAGAUUGGCUACCUGGAAGCUGUGACAAUGGGAAAGCCUUACCUCAAACCGCCUUAUAACUGGGUCGGCCAUCAUACUGUUGAAGGCCUAAAAUUUUUCGCUUCUUUAGCCACAGCAGUUGCCGGCGAGACCUCUCUCAACACAAACGGCUUCGUCAACUUGUCAUUCAGACAGCCGUACGGUGUUACAGCGGCGAUUAUCCCGUGGAAUGGACCUUCCUUCAUGCUUUGCAAUAAAAUUGGGCCGAGUUUAGUAGCUGGAAACACAAUGGUGCUAAAAACAUCCGAGAAGUCGCCGCUAUCAGCACUUACAAUCGCCAGGCUGUGCCAGGAAAUUGGCCUACCAAAAGGAGUACUAAAUAUUCUAAGCGGUUUCGGUCGUCCGUGCGGUGAGGCUUUAGCUAAGCACAUGGACGUCCGUAAGAUCUCCUUUACAGGCUCUGUUCCAACGGGUAAAGCGAUUAAGAAGGCCGCGGCAGAGUCUAACCUCAAAAAUGUGACAUUAGAGCUAGGAGGGAAGAGCCCACUCGUGAUCUUUGACGAUGCGGAUCUAGAGCAGGCAAUCCCAGCCGCCGCCGUGUCAGCGGUGGUGAAUUCAGGACAGGGAUGUAUCCUAUCCACCAGAUUAUACGUUCACGAAAAAAUCUUCGACAGGUUCCUGGAUGGACUGAAGGUGGCGAUGACAAAGAUUGGUGGCGAGGUUAAUGAUCCAACGAUGGAAGCAACAAGCAGAGGGCCACAAGCGGAUAAGAUACAAUUUGAUCGCAUUAUGGGCUACUUACAGUAUGCCAAAGACCAAAAGCUCGAUAUCGUACUAGGUGGUGGUCGAGCAAGAGAGCCCGGAUACUUUAUCGAUCCGACAAUCAUCGUCAAUGCGCCAGAAUAUUCACGAGUUAUGAAGGAAGAGAUUUUCGGGCCUGUAGUAUGCGUGAAUAGCUUCAAGGACGAGGAGGAUGUCAUUCGGCGAUCCAACGACAGCAUUUUUGGACUGUAUGCCAGCAUUUUCACGCGAGAUAUCUCUCGUGCACUACGGAUCGCAAUGCAGUUUGAAGCCGGUAGUGUUGCCAUCAAUGCUACCUCACCACUCACAGCAUUUGAUAUGCCCAUGGGAGGUUGGAAGCAGAGUGGCGACGGCAGAGAAUUCUCCCGCCGUGCCUGGGAGUCGUGGAUGGAACAGAAGACUGUUUACAUUAAGCUGUGA